Messenger RNA from Cladophialophora bantiana CBS 173.52, 4584 nucleotides. RefSeq lists its product as uncharacterized. The record is from RefSeq and is a predicted model, not a curated record. The coding region runs from base 1 to 4584 and encodes 1527 amino acids. Gene Ontology annotation, molecular function: protein binding. Lineage: Eukaryota; Fungi; Ascomycota; Eurotiomycetes; Chaetothyriales; Herpotrichiellaceae. The transcript has 4 exons.
AUGGCAGCUUCACGGCAGCCCCAGACGGCGGCUGCACUCUCGCCGGCGGAGAUGGAGCUCAAGCUGAUGUGGCAGGACGCCGAAGUUGAUUUUAGGCAAAUGACUAGAAGGAGCUUGAGGACGGACCAAGAAAAGAGGCUAGAGGAUGUCCUGGCCGAGCUCGAUAGGAAGUAUCGACCCCCGGAAUCCGAGGCUGGCAAAGACUCAGCCAAAACCAAGGCCAAGAUCCGUGCCACUGUCGGAAAAGUCCUCAGCUGCAUUCAGUUGUUGGGCGGCUUAGCUGCGCAAGGUGCAUCGAUUGUGUUUGGACCCGCUACCCUCUGCUUCAACGCCAUCUCGUUUCUGAUCGAUGUUCCCGGCAAGAUCGCCGAGGUUUACGAAGGUGUGGGAAGCUUGUUCGAGGAGAUUUCGCACUCACUCGUGCUCUUCAAGAUCUAUGAGAACUAUACGAAGCUUGACCCCGACUUGAGAGACGGGACGCACAAGCUGAUGAUGUCCAUCGUGAGAAUCUGUGGGCUUUCUAUCAAAAUUAUUGAGGGCGGAGUUUUGCAUCACAUCAAGAUUGGAGCCAAAAUCACUUUCCUGAACGAUGACUCGGGCGUGAAGAGCGAACUUGCCAAGUUCAAAGCUCUGAUUGAAAAGCAAAGUCGUGUGACCGAAGCCAUCACUCUUCAGCAUGUGCUGAGUAGCGAAGACAAGAUUGUCCAGGUCCUCAAUGCCCAGUAUGAGAGUGCGGAGAAACUCGCCAACCUGGAGACGAACAUGAGCAUUGUGGUGGCAGACGUGAGCGAUCGUAAGAUGCACAUGAUUCUCUCCGAGCGACUUGACGCUAUGAGCAGAAUGUUGUCGACAACAACGGCAUCGGCUCAAGAGGCUAGGAAGGCGAUGCUCACUAUGAGAGACAAUCUCCUCACCGGAAGUGCACAAUGGCUACUGGAUCAUGAAGAUUAUAAGGAAUGGAAGACUUCGGAAGCUGAGACGAUCCCAUUGCUCCUGCUUUCGGGGGAUACAAACACCGGCAAGUCUUUUCUACUAGCAGCCAUCGAAGAAGACUUCCGCAAGACUAGCACUGACGUCUCCAUCGCGUAUUACGGGUUCACGAAACGCGAAGCAAAAAGUGCAAGGGACAAGCACAAGGAGGACGUGGUGACGGCAAUGAAGUCCAUGUGCCUGCAGCUGGCUGGCCAACACAAGCAAUAUGCCACAGAAAUGGCUGGCCUCAAAGAUGAUUUCAAACCACCAGAGAUGGGCAAAGAGAAAGAGCUUUGGGAAAAGCUCUGGUGGGACAAACUGCAAUUCUCGAGAUACCCCCAGACGAGGGAGACGGCAAACUUCGUCCUGAUGUUUGAUGGCCUGGAAGACUUGUCUGACAGCAACUGUGCUAAAUUCCUUAGGAUGCUCAAAACAGUUCGAGACGAAAGCCGCUCCGCAACCAAAGCCAUCCGGCAGCAUAUUCGCGUCAUAGCGACGGCCCAACCGAAGAUAUUCAAGGAUAGUCCCAUCACUCCCAUCGAAAUUGCUGACCACAAUUUACCCGACAUCAAAAUGUACAUCGAAGACGAGCUGAGGAAGGAUGAAAUCCUUCAAGGCCAACAUGUGGAGAUGUUGGAUCUCCUCGAAGCGAUUCGAGAAACGCUUCCGGAGGUGGCCAUGGGUUCUUUUGCUGUUGUACAACAAAAACUCGAAAGAGUUCGCGAAGCCGUGGACUCUGACGCAUACCUGGAUGACGUGCAGACAAUCCUGGACGAGAACCCUGCCGACGAUUUGGGGAAGCUGGCGCGGAAGGUUAUUAAGGACUUGAACGCGACACUGAAGCCCCACGACAUUGACCAGUUGAACGAGCUCCUCCAUUGGUGUAUAUUCGGUUAUGAAUACUUCUCAGUUGACCAGUUGAGGGCCACCAUUUUCUUGAAUUCUGGGAAGGCCUCGUUGCAACCUUUUGAACGAAAGCUGAAGGAAAAGUACGCGAGAAUCCUCCAUGUCAUCGAUGGUCGAGUGGAGGUCGAUUAUGACAUCGAGGACUUGUUUCGAACCCAGGACAGCUCCGUAUCCGGGACUGUGACUGUACCGGACUCGGACAACCCUCGCAUAACGAUGACGAUAUCGAUUAACCAGGCAGAUCUACGCACCGUUCAGCAGUUUUUCUGGGAUCUCUCCGACAAAUUGAGAACUGGGAGAUUCGACUUUUCCGCCGACAAAUCGAGCCUUGACGGCAAGGGCGUCAUCCGAACCGACGAAAUCCGCGCAAGCUACUAUAUCGCCGACCAACUUUUGAAGCUUUUGAACGACGAGCCUCAUGAGAAAACCCAAUGUCUUGUCUUGUAUGCGUUAAAAUACCUGACUCACCACCUACGAAAGGUCAAAGAAUCCCUAGAUCAGGGGAAAUUAGGAUCAUCGGAACGGAGGAUCAUCGCAAAAAGACUUGUGGAUCUCCUGAGUGACGUGGAGGGAAUCGAAAAGUUCUGGGGUGCAACGAAUGUGUUAUCCUUGACUUGGAUCGAGCCUGACGAAGUGGAAACAGUUCGGGGUUUGCUUAAGGAUGAAAAAACCAUUGAUGUCCUCCAGCCGAAAGAGCGACGGUGGGUUAGAGUCCAUACCGCAGAAUCCGAGGGCAAAGCAGGGAUUUAUAAGCCUAUUUCUCUCAUGGUAGCGAGACACUGGCUGCGAGAUCGUUCUUGGAAGGUAUUUCCUGCUUAUUACUGGAUACGGAAAUAUAUCGAUUUGGCUGCCUCCAAUGGAAACUCAGAGCAGGAGCCUGAACCUCGAUCCGACGCCGACGAAAUUGUCUCUGCUGCUACCUGGGCACAGCAAGCAUUGUCCCUCAAAGAUCAAGAUCUGGACGCAUUGUGGUAUGACCGCCUCGGGGAGACUUGCUACGAAGCGGACGAGUUUCAGGUCGCAAAAGGAUUUUAUGAAAAGGCCAAAGGACUCCCCGACUGUCAGUGGACUGCAAACCAAGGCUGGGCUCUUGCGGUGUACAAAUUAAGCCAAGCUCAAGACGAUAACCAAGCCCAGAAGAAGGAGCUGAAAGAGUCCGCUUGCGACGAGAUGGAGAUAGCCCUCACCCACCUUAGGUCAACUUCAAAAAUCCCUGAUUCGGGGGAUGACAACAAGAAGGCCCUUAUCGAAGGCUUGAAGAAACAGGCCUCGUGGCAAGAGGAGCUUACUUCAAUGGAUCGCGCUUUUGCACUCUACGAAGAGGCACUCGAGGUGGAUCCUGGGGAACAUGAAAUUCGCUGCGACCUGCUCAAAGCUCUCUAUGCGAACAACAGGGAAGCAGACGCGAGGAAGAUGCUUCUUCAGAUGAUGACCCAGCGAGAAAAUCCCACUGAGCUCGACCUUUUCUCGGCCUUACUUCUGUAUCUAACCGAAAGUGAGUGGUACUCUGCAGCUAUCCAACCGAUUGAUAUUAUCCUCGCCUUGGCUCGCACAGACGAGACUCUCAACAGUCAGACAUUGGAAGCAUUGCAAACGGCCAUCCGGGACGCCAGAAAGAGCAACCUCACAGUCAGUGAAGGAAUGCUUCUGCUGUAUGAAGGUACUGUCCUUGCACGUGGUUCCACAGACGAUGCUCGUAUUCAACAGGCCAUCCGCUGUUGGGAAGACUGCCAAUCUCUCUAUCUUUCAGCUCGCUACGACCUGGUUGGUACUCAGGCUCUCGCGUCGCGCUUUCUGACGCAGCACUACUUUCAUCAAGCCGUGAAGGAGGGCAUUACGACGGAAGAACGGGAGGAGCAUGUGGGCAAACUCCUCAGACUGAAGCGCCUUUCAAACAGCUGGAUUCAUAGCUUUCGCCCUAAUUCCUUCCUUGCCUCUUACUAUGUUCGACAGAACCAGUUAGAGGAGGCACGGCAGCUAUUCAUGGAAGAUAUGGUGGCCGCGAUGGAGAUACUUUCGGAUAGCGAUCCAGAGAAUGAUUCUUAUGGGUACAGGUAUCUAGCCAACAUCCUCAUGCAUACUGGAGACGACCUCAACGCGCUCAGUGCGUGGUCUUUGCUCGGCCCAUUCGGCCUGUUCAAGGGUUCGGAAGGGGAACCCUCAAACGGCGAAGACCAGGAUGGUUCGCCAAAAGAGAACGGUGUGUCCGAGGCUAAGUAUGACGGGCUAGCAGUAAACGGGAUCCCUGAAGAGGAAGACGAACUCAAACCUUCCGCCUGUGAACAGGCUGAGCACAAGAAAAAAGCCGAGACUCGUGACGGUCCCCUAGGUUACACUUGUGACGGUCUUUGUAACCAUCUAUGGCGUUACGCAGAUAACUUCUAUACCUGCCGUUAUUGCCCGGACACGCAGUUUACGCCUGACUGCUUCGAAAAGUUGAAAGCCAAUAAGCUCGAACCAUAUAUCUGCCACCCCGAUCACAGCUGGCUUCAUGUGCCAGCGUGGAGUGACAGAGAAGCGCUCGAGAUCGGCCCAGGCAAGGUCCGAGUGCAUGGGGAGCUGCUGGACGGCGUUAGGGUGGGCGGGGAGAUUGUGGAUAUACAGCAGUGGCUUGACGAGAUUUGCGAGAUAUGGAAGGUUCCGAAGAAGGAGGACGUGCUGAUCAUAGCUGAGCCAGUUUUGACACCAAAUGGGUCGAGCAAGUGA